This is a messenger RNA of Caenorhabditis remanei, 1872 nucleotides long. RefSeq lists its product as uncharacterized. Gene Ontology annotation, cellular component: endoplasmic reticulum. Gene Ontology annotation, biological process: triglyceride biosynthetic process. The record is from RefSeq and is a predicted model, not a curated record. The transcript is spliced from 10 exons. Gene Ontology annotation, molecular function: glycerol-3-phosphate O-acyltransferase activity. Lineage: Eukaryota; Metazoa; Nematoda; Chromadorea; Rhabditida; Rhabditidae. Bases 1 to 1872 code for a protein of 623 amino acids.
AUGCUGGGAAUCGAGCACCUGCUCUUUGUAUUAACUACAUUCGCCUUUCCACCAGUGGCUCUGACUGUUCUGCUAUGCAUUAUCCUCGCCACAUUCGGAAAAUCACUUGGAUUGCGGCAGAUGUACGUCGACACUCUCAUCAACAUUUUCGAGUGGGGAGCCCGUCAAAUCAAAACGACUGAAAAGAUCAGAAGGAAAGAAAGCGCGGUGAACACUCCAUUCUUCUACAACAAGAUUGCUGAGCUGGAAGACGAUGAAGACGACGAACUGAAAAGUUUGGAGACUCCAAGAUUCGAAGCGACUGAUGGAAUCACGGAUGACGAUAUGGAGAUUGAGAUGCGUAGUGAUACUCGCAGUGAGACGGAAAGUCGCGAUUCUGGAGAGGAUUUUCCAUCAGUUGACUCGGAUUACGGUGAUGAAUCGUGUUUGAAGAGGAAAUUUGGAUCGACCACCAGUCUCGCCUCCGUCGGAUCAUGCUGCAGUCUCAGGAACAGAAAGAUGUCGGAAAGCAGCACAUUGGGAAUCAUCAAACGAGAGACACAAAUCUACCUUGACGACAACUUUUCUGAAGACAUUCCUGAUGAGGUGUUUGUCAGAAGUCGAGGAUGGGCUGCGAUCCGAGAUUCCGUGGAUUUCGUGAAAGCUGGAAUGGAAGCUAUCAUUGAGGACGAGGUGACCAGUCGAUUCGAAGCGGAACAGUUGGUUAGCUGGAACAUGUUGACCAGGACCAGCAUCAAAUUUUAUCAGUUUGUCAAUUGGAAGUUGAGCGCUCUUUGGAUCAUCGGCUUCCUUUUCCGAUACUGUGUCAUGCUGCCACUCCGUUUCACCAUCUUCUGCAUUGGACUCAUCUUCCUGAUCAGUUCCACGGCUCUCAUUGGUCUCGUACCUGUUUUGAGUUGGAAAAAAAAACUGAAUCACAAGUGUAUGCUCAUCUGCUAUCGCAUUCUCUCCAGAAGUCUUACGGCCGUUGUGUACUUCCAUGACGAACACUACAAAGCUGAAAAACAAGGAAUCUGUGUUGCCAACCACACCUCUCCAAUUGAUGCUCUCAUUCUGUCAAUCGACAAUGUCUAUGCACUUAUUGGACAGAAACAUGAUGGUCUUCUCGGUAUUGUUCAAAGAGCUCUUUCUCGUGCAUCAAGUCACAUUUGGUUCGAGAGAAGUGAGGCAAAAGAUCGACACGUUGUGGCUCAAAAACUUCGUGAACACUGCACAGAUCCGGAUAAACUGCCGAUUCUGAUCUUCCCGGAAGGAACCUGUAUUAACAACACUUCUGUGAUGAUGUUCAAGAAGGGAUCGUUUGAGAUCGAGACAACCAUCUACCCGAUUGCAAUGAAAUACGACUCUCGUUUUGGCGACGCCUUCUGGAACAGUUCCGAACAGUCGUGGUGUGGAUACAUCAUGAGAAUGAUGACUUCUUGGGCUAUCAUCUGCAAUGUCUGGUACCUGCCACCAAUGACUAAAAGAGUCGGAGAAGACGCCGUUGACUUCGCCAAUCGUGUCAAAAAGGAGAUUGCCAACAAGGGUGGACUAGUUGAUUUGGAAUGGGAUGGAGGUCUGAAAAGGGCUAAAGUUCCUCCAAAAAUGGUUGCCAAACAGCAAGAGAGGUAUGCAAACCGUCUCUCAAGGUACACAUCUGUGUCGGAAGUUGUCAAGCACGAGGAUGUUCAAGUCACUCUUGAAAUGGACAAGACGGUCUCAGGAUACGCCUCUCUCGAAGAUCUUCCUGAAGAUGUUUUCGUUGACGAAGAAGAUGAAACCUUUGAAGUCGAAGAGGAUAUUGACGAGAACGACGAGAACGACGAAAACGAGCCGGACUCCACUAUUCGCAAGAGGAGACUUGUUGACACAAUUCCGCUUGUCAAAAUUUGA